UGAUUGCUUACAUAAAUACUUGAUAAAUUCUUUCUAAUGAUAUUUUAAAUUGUAUUGACUAAAUUGCUGACAGCUUUAUAUUUAUGUAAUAUUUACUAAACAGCUUGUACUAUUAAAGACGAUAAAAGUUAGACACCUUCUUCAAUUCAACAACAGUCGUCGUCAAGAUGAAGACCAUUGUACUUCUUGUUUUUGGCAUGACACUUUUUCCCACCGAGGCGUUGCCACAUUGGGGACGACGGGAACUUGACAUCCAGAUCAGAGAUUUCUUGCAAAGAGACUAUCCCAAGGGAAACAAUCAAUACAAUACAGGUAACGACAAGACGUUAAGAUCCAUCGAGAACUUUGUAAAAACACUCAUAAAAAGCGGAAAUGCUUUUAAACUUCGAAGUGGAGAUGCUACUGAAGAACGUCUUAUGGAUACACGUGCUAGCGGGGAAGCUCCCGAAGAACGACUUAUGGAUACACGUGUUAGCGGGGAAGCUCCAGAAGAACGACUUAUGGAUACACGUGUUAGCGGGUAAGCUCCAGAAGAACGACUUAUGGAUACACGUGUUAGCGGGGAAGCUCCCGAAGAACGACUUAUGGAUACACGUGUUAGCGGGGAAGCUCCAGAAGAACGACUUAUGGAUACACGUGCUAGCGGGGAAGCUCCAGAAGAACGACUUAUGGAUACACGUGCUAGCGGGAAAGCUCCAGAAGAACGACUUAUGGAUACACGUGUUAGCGGGGAAGCUCCAGAAGAACGACUUAUGGAUACACGUCUUAGCGUGGAAGCUCCAGAAGAACGACUUAUGGAUACACGUGCUAGCGGGUAAGCUCCCGAAGAACGACUUAUGGAUACACGUGUUAGCGGGGAAGCUCCA
Messenger RNA from Ruditapes philippinarum (Manila clam), 866 nucleotides. RefSeq lists its product as uncharacterized. The record is from RefSeq and is a predicted model, not a curated record. The transcript is spliced from 3 exons. Lineage: Eukaryota; Metazoa; Mollusca; Bivalvia; Venerida; Veneridae. Bases 168 to 524 code for a protein of 118 amino acids.